CACACCCCACACUGCUCCAGUGGAAUAAUUCAAUAGCUUUAACUCCAGUUCUCACACCAAUUGACAUUCUUUUGGGCUUUCUGGGACUGAAUGUAAUUUUAAGUGUAUUUUUUUUUUUCCAUGGCUUUCCAAAGAGCGACAAUGAAGACGAAAUUAAACACCUACAACAUGCAUUUGCUUCUUCUUGUUUUCUUGGUGUGGGACCCAGCCAGGUUGGUGCUGGCUAACAUCCAAGAAGAUGAAGCUAAAAAUAACAUUACCAUCUUUACAAGAAUUCUAGACAGACUUCUGGAUGGUUACGAUAAUCGGCUUAGACCAGGACUGGGAGACAGUAUUACUGAAGUCUUCACUAACAUCUACGUGACCAGUUUUGGCCCUGUCUCAGAUACAGAUAUGGAAUAUACAAUUGAUGUUUUCUUUCGACAAAAAUGGAAAGAUGAACGGUUAAAAUUUAAAGGCCCAAUGAACAUUCUUCGACUCAACAAUUUAAUGGCUAGCAAAAUCUGGACUCCUGAUACCUUCUUUCAUAAUGGGAAAAAAUCAGUAGCUCAUAAUAUGACAAUGCCAAAUAAGCUUCUUCGAAUCCAGGAUGAUGGAACUCUGCUGUACACAAUGAGGCUUACAGUUCAAGCUGAAUGUCCAAUGCACUUGGAGGAUUUCCCUAUGGAUGCUCAUUCGUGUCCUCUGAAAUUUGGCAGCUAUGCAUAUACCACUUCAGAGGUCACUUAUAUUUGGACUUACAAUGCAUCUGAUUCAGUGCAAGUUGCUCCUGAUGGUUCCAGGCUAAAUCAGUAUGAUCUGCUGGGCCAAUCAAUUGGGAAGGAGACAAUUAAAUCCAGUACAGGUGAAUAUACCGUAAUGACAGCUCAUUUCCACUUGAAAAGAAAAAUUGGGUAUUUUGUGAUUCAGACUUAUCUGCCUUGCAUCAUGACUGUCAUUCUCUCCCAAGUGUCAUUCUGGCUUAACAGAGAAUCUGUUCCUGCAAGAACUGUGUUCGGAGUCACAACUGUUCUAACAAUGACAACUCUAAGCAUCAGUGCUCGGAACUCCCUCCCCAAAGUGGCUUAUGCAACCGCCAUGGACUGGUUUAUUGCUGUUUGUUAUGCAUUUGUGUUCUCUGCCCUAAUUGAAUUUGCAACUGUUAACUACUUCACCAAAAGAGGAUGGGCUUGGGAUGGGAAGAGUGUAGUCAAUGACAAGUCCCCUUCAAUAAAAGCUGAAGGCAUUACAUUAACAUACAACUCAGUGAAGGCAAUUCUUCAAGGAGCUAAGCUAAUAUGGUCCAAGUAUAUAGCUUUCUCAUGGCCCAAUUUAAUCCAAGGAAAGACUUUAGAGUACUUAGAGAAGUGGAUGGACUGUAUAACCUUCAAACAAUCUUCUAAAAAAGAAAAAGCCUCUGUCAUGAUACAGAACAAUGCUUACGCCGUGGCUGUUGCCAAUUACGCCCCGAAUCUUUCAAAAGACCCAGUUCUCUCCACCAUCUCCAAGAGUGCAACCACACCAGAACCCAACAAGAAGCCGGAAAACAAGCCAGCAGAAGCCAAGAAAACCUUCAACAGUGUUAGCAAAAUUGACAGAAUGUCUAGAAUAGUUUUCCCAGUUUUGUUUGGUACAUUUAAUUUAGUUUACUGGGCUACGUAUUUAAACAGAGAACCUGUAUUAGGGGUCAGUCCUUGAAUCUAGACACAGGUGAUCUGUGGGAUGUAUAGGAACAUACACCUUUGUUUUGCUAUGUACAGUCUGACUAAUAACUGCUAAUUUGUGAACCAACAUGUACAGUAUGUAUAUAGCUAUAUAGCUUACCAGUAGACCUCUAAUGGAGACACGCAUUUGCUAACUUGCGGAACCGCAGGCAGAAAGCACCCCGUGCCCAAAGAGCCAUUGCCUUUUUUAAAGAUUUACCCUAGGAACUCGUUCAAAGUGGAUUUCACGUGACCUGAUUUAUUUCCUACUGUUCUAAUUGUGAUGAAAAUGGGGAUCCUAUACCACACUUUAUGAACUCUUUUGAUUUAAGUCUUAAAUAGAACUAUUUUGUACUGUUGCCUAACUAUAACGUAAGAUAACGUUUUCAUUCCAAGGGGAAUUCUUCUAAAUCACAGAACUCGUUGUAUCUGCCACAUCAGUGCCCUUCAUGAGUGCUCAGAAUCCCUGCUAGUGUAAUUGGAAGCUUAGCACACAUCAGAAGAAAAACUAGAGAUCUGAAAUCAGCUUUUAAUUACUCUGUAUAGCAUCUAUAGCACAUAUUACAGCAUGACAAGCUCAAAUACUUAAGAGUCACUCCUGACAGAAUGUUAAUUAUGCCUAGAAUUUAAUAACGUCAUGAACGUUAUGGCCAUUACAUUUUAGCAUCAGAGUUUAUUUGAAAGUAAAAUUCAAAUCCUACAGAGUAUUAUAAUCAUUGGAAACUACCUUAAAUUAAAACAAUAAAAAUUAAAAAAAGACAAAUAUGUCUUACUCUUUCCAGGUAUGUGUUGUAUUGAAAUUGAUCAGCUAAAUUUUCUUGGUGCUGGAGACUGGAAAAAGCAUCCAGUUUGGCUGCUGUGGAACAACAUUCACAUUGGAUUAGAAAAUUGUGCCAAAAACUCCCACUGAUGAGAAUUCAUAGGUGUCACAGUAUCUAGAUGAGCACUUAUACGAUUCUCUUCUUUCCUGUUUACUGCAAAUUCUGCCUUAAGGCUUCUUUUCAUCAGGACUCAGAAGCCACUAAUUACAAAGGAAAGGGCAGUGAAUUGGCACAUUUUUCUGUCUUGAAGCAGUGCUUUCAGAUAAGAAUUAUGUAAAUCUGCUUUUGUAAAUUGCAACUUUAAAUUUCAUUGACUCAAAUUUACAACAGCUUUGUAUACCAGAAGAGGUUUUGGUAAGAGUUGAACAUUUUUAAACAGAAACUUUAAAGCAUCACCAACAGAUUGUGGAUUAGUUCACAUGCACAAAUAUAAACGUGCACACACGUAUACACACACACACACACUAAUUAACUAAAUUAGAGUGCACACACAUAGCUAAAUUAGAAACCACAAUUUUCAAUUUUAUAUAAUUACUAAAUAUUAAUGGGUAAAAUUCAUUUUUCUUUUAAUAUUUAAAAUAUACUCUCUAUGCCCCUGAAAUAUGUUAAUAGAAGUUAACAAUUGUGUCUCAUGCCUAGAUUUAAGAUUUUUGGCAAACCCAAAAUCCUUUUGACUCACAUCUACAUUAGCAGUUAUUAGUUGACUUUUACUAAUAGAUACACCUUUAUGAUGGUGUUUUUGUAGAAACAUAAGUAGUCAAAUAGUGGCAUUUCCUGCAGUUUUGUACAGUAUUUCAGUAUAGUGCAUAAAUAAGUAUGUUCAUAAAAUCAAUAAAAGAAGUAUCUUAUGGAAAUAAGCAAAAUCACAACAAAAAUUGCUAUUCCUUUGCCUCGUUUAAAUUUAUUUUUUUCAUUUUCUUUGUUUUAGUGUGAUUCUAUUAUGUGCUUUGCAUGACUGUAUUAAUACCAAGGUCACAAAUGCAUCUUAUUAACAGAAUUUGCCGUGAAGACAGGCUUGACAUUAAAAGUUCCCUCACAAAAGGUAAUCCAUAAUCCUUAAUAAAAUAAAAUUGUUAACAUGAUCUAAUAAAUGUAUUUCUUUAAUUCCCUUCCAAUUAUAGCUUAUUUGUCAUCUAAAUAGUUUUAACACAUACACUUUAUUUGUACGUUGAAAUGGAAGACACCCUAUUUUCCUACACACUUAAAUAUAACAUGGAUCUGUAGAGUUUAGGGAAGUGUGUAAGAGUCUGAGAACAUGCACCUUGCUUGAAAGCAAGCAAUAAAAAUGCUUUGUACGGUAUACAUUACUUUACACUUUAAAAACAUUGUGCUUGUAAGUUCUACAUUUCCCCCUUAAUAUCUGACUCUAAAUUAUAAAUUUAUAAAUAUGUACAUAUGUAAAAAUAGUUGUAAAUAGCAGUUUCUGUAAGACAACAGAAGAGACUCCUCUUUACCUUUGACAAAGGGCUGCGCCUACAUCGAUGACACCAGUUUCGUUAAAAUUUAAGGUAGAGUGGCCAGAAAAGUUAUUCUUGUUAUUCUUAUUUUUAGUUUGAAUUGCCAAAAUCUUAUUUGAACCUAAGAACAUCCUGACAGUUCAGAUUUUCUGAUGAUGUGGAUUGGGAUUUUUGAUUAUUUCUCUCAUGUUGGUGUAUUUUUUUACACAUUUCUCCAACUUUUAAAAUUUAUACAUCAAAGGGAACUUUUGGUGUUUCUGGAGAGAGGGAGGCUGCUGCAUGGAAAAUUAUUUUAAAUCAUAGAACCGUAGUGUUUAAAAUUAUUCUGCUUUCCAUAAACCAUUGUAAAGAUGCAAAAGAAAAGUGACACAAAUUUAUUAAAAUAAGACCAAAUUUUCAAGAAUUACAUUUUUAAUACACUAUCAGAGGUCUCUUUGGCCCACAUUAUGCCUAUUUUAUGCAGUUGUACAUUGACAUAAAGAGUUAUGGUAUGUAAAAAAUGUAGAUAAGUACAUGUACAUAUAUUAGAGAUAAAGUCUCAUUUUUGUAUAGCUGCUGCUCUGAUUCAGCUAAUAUUUAUUCAACAAAUUUUUUUUUACCUCGUACUGUGUGUCACACCAUGAUGGUGUUAAUAACACUCAUAUUGCACCCUCAGAAUUUAGAUGAAAAUUAAAGUGCAUCUCCUUCUUCUAAAGACUGAAAAUCAAAGACGAAAUGGAACACGUGAAUUAAUUUAGCACUGAGAGUUGUUUUAAUAAGUUAUAAGAUCAUGAGUGUGCUAAGAUAGUGUCUGUCUUGUUUUUUCCUCCUAUUUGUGUU
This is a messenger RNA of Panthera uncia (snow leopard), 4779 nucleotides long. It is a transcript of the gene GABRA2, whose product is annotated as gamma-aminobutyric acid type A receptor subunit alpha2. Gene Ontology annotation, biological process: synaptic transmission, GABAergic; regulation of postsynaptic membrane potential; signal transduction. Gene Ontology annotation, cellular component: neuron projection; GABA-A receptor complex; dendrite membrane. Bases 121 to 1677 code for a protein of 518 amino acids. Gene Ontology annotation, molecular function: GABA-gated chloride ion channel activity; transmitter-gated monoatomic ion channel activity involved in regulation of postsynaptic membrane potential; benzodiazepine receptor activity. The record is from RefSeq and is a predicted model, not a curated record. Lineage: Eukaryota; Metazoa; Chordata; Mammalia; Carnivora; Felidae. The transcript has 10 exons.